GCGGGGAGCGGGCCGGGGGUGCUGCUCCGGGGAGAGGGAGAGGCGCUGCCCGGGCGGCCCCUGGCAGCGGCGGGUCGCUGCUCCUCGCCCGGGUGGGGCCCGUUUGCCGGUGCGCCCUGCGGCGGGAGCCCCGGCCCGGCCGUGCCCCGGCGGAGCGGGGGAGGGGGCUGUGUGUGAGCUGCCGGGGGUGCCUCGGUGGGAAGGGGACCGCGCUCUGCCUCCAAAGGCGGGAGCCAUCUUCUCCGGUAUCUGCAGUCUCCGCAACGGGAGCGGCCGGUGCGGUGGGUUACGGGGUUGUGUUUGUGCUAAAUAAUGUUGGGUGAAUUUCCGGCAAAUAAAAGUUUCGUUUCCCUACUGCGUGUUGAAACAUCAUGCCGGCUGCCAGCAAUGUGUUGGCAUCAGAAAUACUAGAGUGUAGUAGUUGGUGUGCACUUUCGAUAGUUGGUGUGUUGAGUAUAUGACAAUAUAAAUUACCUGAAAAUACCUAGAAUCCCUUCUUCCUUAUGCAGUUCUUUGAUUGCAAGUGUUGCGUAAUGGUGUGGAUUUUAAAAAACAUUUCUAACUUGCUAUUUAAAUUGUCAGUGUAUGAGGGAAAAGAAUUAUAAGUUAACGUGAAUUUAAAGUAAAAAAAACCUUUAAGGUUUAAAAGAAUUUGAAAGUUAGAGAAGCUAAUUAUGCCAUUGUAAUGACCAAUAUUAAAAUUGUCAGUUUGACAAAUUAGUAAUGAUAGUGUAAGCAUUUUGGUAGAUGGGUCAUAUCUUCCUCGGUGGCUUGUGACAAUACACUUAGCGCUCUGCUAAACAAAAUCUAAAAGUUUGUAGAAUUCACCAAAGGCCCUUAAACCCAUGCCACCGUGCCCUUCUGAGGCAGCUUCGCUGCGGGGAGGCCAGGACAGUGCAUCCUGCCCCAACGCUCCAGGUUAUCCGGUUAAUAUCCCCUUGAGCGAUUUUUCUCGCCUUGUGUGAGGGGUGAAACUAUGGUUUGGAUGGGGCUUUGCCUGGAACCCAUGCUGAUAGCAAGCUUUUUUGCUUGUGAAUUUGGGAUCUGAAAAUUGGACUCUGUUACAAAGUUCUUUUUUUUGCCUCUUGGGUGAAUCAAGAGAGGUCAGGAGGUGGAACUAUGUCACUCUUACCUAUUUUAACUCAAUAAAAAAAAGAAGGGGAAGGUUUUCUCUUAGGAAGAGUUUAUGAUACAUCCAGAUGACAGGUUUUUUUAACCCCACUUACUUAUCAGAUCUGUGCAGAAAUCGUGACUUUUUUUUGAUCAACAGGGAGGGUUUCAGUGCUCAAGGAGCCCCUUUUGGACAGCGCUCGGCUCCAGAAGCUCUCUCUGUAGCUUCUGGUCCAGACUGCAUUGUUAGCACCUGGGGAAGCUGCAUUGGAGACUUUGCUUUGUCCGUGGGGCCCAGUUUCUUGCACUUACCUUGGCGCCAGUUUUUGCUUAAGGAGUUCCACCUCUAAAGGUGUCACUGUGUUGAUGCCGCUUUGGGUAGCGUGGAUCCCAAAACACCUUUCAGGUGCCUGCAGUUACUAACAGUGGAUGUUUUGUAGCCAAAUAAUGUUUUCUGUGACUGUAGUGUUGCCGUCUACCAAGUUGCAUAUGUCUAAACGGUUGCAAGGCAUUGCUGCACAUUGGUGAGAAUUGCCCUGUUCCACAGCAAAGAGGUGCGCAGGGUAGUUUUGGUGGUACAGUGGUUCCUUGGGAUGGCUAUGAAUGGAAAUAAAUGUUGGCCACACUGGGACACUUGCACAGUUUGUCUCUAGGUGGGUUUUGCUCUCGGUAGUGGGCGUGCAGUAGGCUGCUGUCCCGUCAGGCACGGCGUGCAUAGACCUGCGGUAACCAGCUGAGUGUCUGCAAUUUGCCAAGACCACAAUGAAUGUGGAACAUGAAAUUAGCCUCUUAGUUGAGGAGAUUCGGCGGUUGGGAACCAAAAAUGCUGAUGGACAAGUGAGUGUGAAAUUUGGCGUGCUCUUUGCUGAUGAAAAGUGUGCCAACCUCUUUGAAGCCCUAGUGGGAACUCUUAAGGCUGCAAAACGGCGGAAGAUUGUCACUUACCAAGGGGAACUACUUUUACAAGGUGUUCAUGACAACAUUGAUAUCGUGCUGCUACAGGACUGAUGAAGUGUUUCAGCUAUGCAUUAAUGGAAUUGUUUGAGACAGUGACUUGAAACAUCCUCUCAAUAAGGCUGAUCAUUCUAAGGUGUUUUGAUGUAUUUUCUAUAUCUUUAUAGUCAAAAGGAAACUGUACUAUUUUGGAAAACAUUCCCUUUUGUAAUUCAUCUGAAAAUGGUACUGUAUGUGAACAAGAUAAAAGAUGCCAGAUCUCUCUCUCUUUUUUUUUUUUUUUUUUUUUUUAAAAAAAAAAAAUCUCAGGUAACGCUCUUAAAUGUCUGGUGGUUAUUUUCAACAUAUGAAGAAGGGGACUGGGAACUUAAUGUUUACAAAUCAAAAUGUGCCAUGACAGUAUAAAAUAAAAGCACAUACUUAAAUUUA
This is a messenger RNA of Tyto alba (common barn owl), 2493 nucleotides long. RefSeq names its product ABRA C-terminal like (gene ABRACL). The transcript has 3 exons. The coding region runs from base 1873 to 2118 and encodes 81 amino acids. NCBI's taxonomy places the organism in Eukaryota, Metazoa, Chordata, Aves, Strigiformes, Tytonidae. The record is from RefSeq and is a predicted model, not a curated record. Gene Ontology annotation, biological process: regulation of actin filament-based process.